Messenger RNA from Malaya genurostris, 2379 nucleotides. Its product is annotated as zinc finger protein ZFP2-like. Gene Ontology annotation, cellular component: nucleus. The record is from RefSeq and is a predicted model, not a curated record. The coding region runs from base 197 to 2056 and encodes 619 amino acids. Gene Ontology annotation, molecular function: zinc ion binding. The transcript is spliced from 5 exons. NCBI's taxonomy places the organism in Eukaryota, Metazoa, Arthropoda, Insecta, Diptera, Culicidae.
GAUACGUUGAAUGAUUAACGAUAAUGGUUCGGAAAGUUUUGUUUAUAAACAGGUGAAACUAAUUUUUGUGCAAGAAAUUAGUUUUUAGAAUCUACUGGAUUUGUGUGAAAAAUGAAUAUUUGCCGGACCUGCAUGGCUAACGCUAAUGCUGAUUUGGUGCCAAUAUUUUCAAAGCUUGAAGGAGAAUUCAUAGCAAAUGUUAUUGUGGAUUGCAGUUCCAUCACGAUCUUUAUACUUACAGAUCGUCGAAGACGACGGAUUACCAACGUUUGUGUGUUCCGUUUGUUUGACCUACAUAAAACAAAUUCUUGCAUUCGCGAAGAGAGUACGUGAAUCUGAUCAGAAGUUACGACAGCUCUUCAAAUUGGAAGUAACUUUAACCGAUUUUGAAAAACGAGAGUCUCACGAUGGAAGUGAUAGGUGUGAUGUAGGUUGGAUUGAUGUGAUGGGUACGCAGAUCAAAACAGAAGAACCGUCUCAAUCAGAGCAUAAUCAUAGCGAUACGCGUGAUGUGGAGAGCGUGUUUGAAACAGAUGAUUUUCAUAAUGAAAAUGAUAGUGAUGAUUGGAUGGAUCAUGACGAAAAGGAUUCGGACGACGAAAUAUUAUCGAUGAAAGUUGAUAAAUACAAACGAAACAAAAGAGGACUCAAGCGAACCGCAAAGACUGAGUUCGUCAAAAUACAUUCCGAUGAAGAAGAUGAUGACGACGAUGAAAAUUUGAUCGACGAUGUUUUGGAUGAAAAAGAAAAGGAAAUGUUUGAGCUAGUUGUGAUAGACCCUGCUAGGCAUAUUUGUUGUCUAUGCAGUUACGACUUUGAAACUAGAGAUGAACUGGAAGCGCACGGAAAAGAAAUCCACGAGAAAAAAAAGAGAAAAAGUAAAUUAAACAAACCAUAUUUUUGUAACGUGUGUUACAAGCGAUAUUGUUCAGAGGAGGCGCUACAAGAUCAUCAUAUCGCGGCAGCAGGUUUGGCAUCGUUGAAAAUUUACCAGUGCAAGCAUUGCAUAGUACGAUUCCAUGCCCCCAAGAGACGGCGAAAUCACGCGCAUAAUCAUCCAAAAUCUACUUUGGUAGACGAGCAGCAUGAAGCAAAAAAUAAACGCCCAGCAAUUUGCUGUAGUAAAAACUGUUAUCUAGAAUGCGCAACAAUGGAUGAUCUCUAUGACCAUGGCGUAAGCGUACAUGGUUCUAAGAAACGUACUGUUAUUGAUCCUAUGUUACCGCAUGAGUGUCCGGUAUGUUUCAAAUGCUUUGAAACACAGAAAUCUUUAGCUAGACAUCGCAAUCGAACGCUCACCUCGGAUUUGCAUCAGUGUACCAUUUGCGGUAAGCAAUUGAAAUCACGGAACUCGCUUGUUAUUCACGAACGUAAACACCGUGAUGAGCGACCGUACUCGUGUGAGAUGUGUGCAAAAAGAUUCCCUACAAUGCAAGCCUUGAAGUGGCACCAUUUAGUGCACAAGGAGGACAAACCGUUCGCUUGUAACGUAUGCGGUUGGAGCUUCAAGCGGGAGUGUAAUCUGAAAAUACACAUGUUGACGCACUCCGACACCUUACCCUUCAAGUGUCAAGUGUGUCAGAAGUCUUUCAAGGGUAAAUAUCACCUGCAGUAUCAUAUGCGAAUACAUACUGGUCACAAGCCUUGGCCUUGUCGGUACUGUGACAAAUCGUUUGCGGAUCAUGCAAAUCGGGCUAGACAUGAGAUCUCUCACACAGGAAUAAAACCCUACAAAUGCUCUUAUUGUGAUAAAUCAUUCAUUCGCAGACGAUAUCAAAUUGAACACGAGAGCACGCAUACUGGAAUAAAACCGUACCGGUGCGAGAUGUGCAAUCGCACCUUUGGACAAAAAACAGCUUUGAAGCGACAUCUGGAUAUGCACCCUCUGGCAUCAGAGAAUCAGAAAUCUUUGAAACAGCCCUCUCCGAUGUCUGAAAAUUCUCCUCUUUCUUCGGAAGCUUCCGUAGCUCCAGCGACUAGUCAAGUCUCUUCACACAUUCCCAACACCUCAGUAAUGAUAUCGGUUCCCUGCUGUAACAGUGUUCAGCAAAUGUGAACAAACGUACUGAAUACUAAAAUAGAGUCAAAAGUUCUUCAUUGAGACUAAUAAGUUACUAAUGGAACACAAAAGAAAUUUAGGUGUGAUCGCUUCAAUUUUAUUAAAUGUCAUUCGUCCAAUAGAAAAAAAUAUAAAUAAAAACCAUUUUUUUACACCAUCGAUUUAACAGUAUGAGGUUCAAUUGGGUGAACAAGCAUCAGAACCUUGAUUACGUUGAGGCUGUGAUGACCGUUAGAUUCUGAUCAAUAAAACUAGCUUAAGACGGCUCUACAACUUGACAAGACUAAAACAAAUUGAAAGUUAAUCGGUGGUUUGAAUUA